UGGAACUUCCUGAACUUUCUUCUUAUGUCGAAAGAUUUAUCGUCUGCCCAGAGAGGAAGUGAUAUUGUGCGUAAACAUAACGUGCUUUCGCUCGCACUGCACCCUUGGACUGCACAAUCCCCUCUUGUUGACGGAAGCUCAAUGCCGACACGGAAACCCGGCAAUGUUAAGCCAGUUUUACCCGUACCACUCAAAGUUACAAUGAGAGCAGAGACUCUGACACUGUUUGUGCUUUGUCUGGUGUCUUCUGGGGAUAUUUUGGACAGUAUACUGGAUGCUGCCUGGGGAGUUUUUCGUCCGGACAGUCAUGUAGGCCGGGAGGUCGUCAUCAACUCGUGGCGUCUGGAGUUGGGCACCGAGCUCAGUGCACUCGGGCCAGGGAGCAAUGACGAUCUGACGGGUAGGGGCUUCCGGCGAGGCCCGCUGUUUGCGGAUGCCGCGGAAUUGGCUGAACCACUACCAUCAGACACCGCUGAUCUCUUGCAAGAAUUGCGCGAGGGAGGCAAAAUUGUUGGCAUCAAGGAAGUGGAAGACUAUGCUGCAGAGUGCCUUGUGUACUGGUUCCGCAAACCAACAGAAGUUAUCACACCAGCUGUAGAUUACUUUGGUUCAAGAUUUCCCAAAGCUUUUAGCAUCAUGUUCAAAAUCAGAUAUGCCACAGACAAAACUGAAAACCUUCUCACCGUGGUUGAUGAAAAUGGCAGCAUUCAGAUACAAGUUCGGCUAGGUCCCAACAUGUGUGAGAUUCAACUACGAACAAACACAUUGGUGUCAUACAGGUUUUUCAGUGAAAAAUUUGGCGACGACGAAUGGCACAAUAUUGGCCUAGCCAUUGGCAACAAACAGAAGAAAAUCACAAGCUACAUGGACUGUAAUGAGAUCUCCUCAUUUCCUUUGAGGAGGAAGUUUGAGCUGAAAUCCAAUGGCAGAAUGAUCAUCGCUGGCACCAUCUUACCAACUGAAUCACCUUAUCUUGGAAGAAUACAGACCAUGUAUUACCGGGGUAAUUUUUUGUCAGCAUCUGAUUGUACAACAUUCUUCCAGUGUGAAAAUGUAAUUGAGGUUCCACCUUCAACCACAGUCCCCCCGAGCACAGUAUCAUACGAACCCCUUUGGCCAGAUUGGCUGUCAACACCAGCAACAACUACAGUGGCACCUGAGCCCCCUCUCCCCGAGCCUUCAACCCCUGAACCCACACCCCCAGCUCCCGUAACACACCCGCCCCAGACAAAGCCUCCAACAGAAGCGCCAGUGAUCACAGAGCCGCCAACAACAAGAAGUCCACCAUCCACCAAGCCAUUUCUCGUGCCAGCCACAAUACGGACCACAACACAGACAUUCACAGUUGGGACAAAACAUCCCAUUCUUGAUGUAGGCAUGCCAGGCCUCCCUCCUGGCUUUGUUGACCAGCUGCUAAGACAUGAUGACGAGCAAACAGUGGUCUACCUCCUGGAAGAAUUGGCCCUAAAUAUGCCUACUGCCUAUGGUGAUCGUGGUCCACCCGGAGCCCCAGGUCCUGAAGGUGAGUCUGGACCACCAGGAGAGCUUGGACCUAAAGGGGCAAAGGGCAUCAAGGGAAUGAGGAUUCCAGGCUAUCCAGGUUUCCGUGGUCCCAGAGGUCCCCCAGGCCAACCUGGAGGGAAGGGAGAGGAUGGACCACCAGGCCCACCGGGACUGGAUGGGUCCAAGGGUGCGAUUGGCCCGCGUGGGGGCCAGGGACUUCAAGGUUCAAGGGGUAGGAGGGGAGGACGAGGCAUGAAAGGACCACGUGGUGACAUGGGUGAUCCUGGUGAAAAAGGUUAUGCAGGAUUUAAAGGAACUUCUUCAGAGCCAGGAUCCUCGGGGCCACCUGGACAAACUGGCUUCAUGGGACCCAUGGGACCAAUGGGAGAACCAGGACUAAGGGGUAACCCAGGCAUGCCAGGAAUUCCUGGAUUCCCCGGAUUCAUGGGCUUUCCCGGUGAGGAUGGUGAGGCAGGGGAGGUUGGUGAAGAUGGUGAUCCAGGACCCCCAGGACCUCUAGGAGAGAGAGGGGAACCGGGAUUACUGGGACCCCCUGGAUUUCCUGGAGUCAAUGCUAGCGGGAUUGGGCCACCUGGACUUAAUGGAUCAGCAGGACCCCCAGGGGAGCCUGGAGCACCAGGUCUAGCUGGGACACCAGGCCCACGAGGUCCACCAGGAGAACCUGGCCCAGUGGGCAGGAAUGGCACCGAAGGGUAUGGAGGAUUGAGGGGCAGCCCUGGCCCAGAUGGACCACCUGGUGACAGAGGGGAGCGGGGCCCAAAAGGAAUUAAAGGUCAUCAAGGUCUAGAGGGGCAACCAGGGGAGCCUGGAUUUGAGGGUUACCAAGGCGAUCAGGGUGAAAAGGGACGAGAAGGUAGAGCAGGACCACCAGGCUCCAGGGGCGAGGUGGGGCCCGAGGGUGAUCCUGGUUUACCCGGUGAAGCUGGGGAAAAGGGGGAUAUUGGGGCUGACGGUUACUCCGGCUACCCAGGCUUGCGUGGGGACAGAGGCCUACCAGGAAUACCUGGAAUACUUGGGGAGGAAGGGGAAGAGGGGGAGCCUGGCCAAAUAGGUGUACCUGGCAAAAACGGUUCCGAAGUCAAGGGACCACAGGGUCGACCAGGGCCAAUUGGACCCACAGGGGCUCCGGGCACACCUGGCUACGAUGGUUCACCUGGGCCCAGGGGUCCCCCUGGACUCCCUGGUGAGCCCGGACUGGACGGUUACCCCGGGAGAAACGGAACUAGAGGGCGGAGGGGCAUAGCAGGUACGCCGGGUUAUCCUGGUGUUGCUGGCACUACUGGACUCACGGGGUCAAAAGGAGAACCAGGGGAGCCAGGGGGAAAAGGCCCACAAGGAGAUCCGGGUGAGAGAGGACCACAGGGCAUCAAAGGUGAACCGGGGGAGCCGGGCCUGCCAGGAAACACUGCUUCAGAUGGGUAUCCAGGGGAUGAUGGACUGAUCGGUGUUGACGGUCCUAAAGGGAUACGAGGUGAACCAGGGCCUCCGGGCCCCAAGGGACCAGCUGGUGUCGCAGGAGACCCAGGAAAAAGGGGAUUACUGGGUGACAGGGGUACAAAAGGAGGCAAGGGAGAGCAGGGCAAGUCAGGACUUCGGGGUGAGGUCGGUAGGCCUGGAAGAACUGGUGGGCGUGGUCCCAAGGGACAGAAGGGAGACUUUGGCAGCAGUGGCGGAUUAGGGAUACUGGGCAGGAGUGGAAUGCGGGGGCGAUACGGCACACGAGGAAACUACGGCCCAAAGGGGGAAAAGGGCGAGAAGGGGGAGAUUGGACCGGAUGGAGAGCCAGGCCUCAUGGGGGAGCGAGGCAUCGAUGGGCCCCCUGGCCUGCAGGGUGAGCAGGGCAUCCCUGGACCACCGGGCCCGCUGGGAAACAAAGGGAUACCAGGUCCCCAAGGCUUACAGUACGGGGGCCUCGGAGAGAAGGGUAGGAAAGGUAUAGAAGGUGUGGUCGGUGUGGAAGGGCCCCAGGGUGCACCGGGUGAUGUGGGUCCCCUGGGCGCAAAGGGCAGCAAGGGUGACCCGGGCAUCGGCGGGGACAUCGGGCCACCGGGUGAACCCGGGCCACCGGGACCAGUCGGACCAUUGGGUUUACAAGGUCGUAAUGGCUCAUCAGGGCGUGAUGGUCUACCAGGAGAAAAGGGACCCAAAGGAGUGGAGGGAUCAUACGGCUUAUCUGGCUCCGAUGGACUCGUGGGAGAGCGGGGCAUAGCCGGUGAGAAGGGCGACAUGGGCGCACUUGGACCGCCGGGCCCGCCAGGGCGCUCAGGCUACUUUGGCAUCCAGGGUCCCAAGGGAAGAGUGGGACUGCGAGGUCGGCAAGGACGCAGGGGUUUCAAGGGGGCCAAGGGGCUCAGAGGCGUGCUGGGCCCCAAAGGAGGCAAGGGCAAGAAGGGAUCCAGAGGCUUGGAGGGUCUGGAGGGCUACAAAGGCGGUCUGGGGGAACCGGGCUACAUGAUCAAUGGAGAGGAUGGCGUGGGUGGAGUGAAGGGCCCACCUGGCAUGAAAGGAGAAAAGGGUGAUCGUGGACCUCAGGGACCGCCAGGUCCGUUAGGCAGAGAAGGAUAUUCUGUGACAGGUGCUAGCGGCCCAUUUGGACUUCCUGGUGAGAGGGGUCCCAAGGGCCCAAAGGGAGAGAGAGGUCCGCCUGGACUACCGGCCCAGCCUGGAGAGGAGCUGAUCAUGGGACCACCGGGACCUCCAGGACCUCGUGGCCCCCCUGGACCACCGGGCAAGCCUGGAAAGAUAAAGGGUGAGAAGGGGGAUCAGGGUCCCAAAGGUGAAGCACCGCAAGGUCAGAAAGGUCAAAAAGGCCAAAAGGGCUUGCCAAAUGACCCUCCAGUGAGAGGCCCUAAAGGCCCAAAGGGCAACCCAACACCAGGCAAUCCAGGGCAGCCAGGCCCACCAGGAUCACAGGGGCCUCCUGGACUACAGGGACCGGAUGGCUACAAAGGUUUGCAGGGCCCCAAGGGCAUCAGGGGUCCUCCCGGGCCCCCAGGUCCCCCCGGUCCCCCUGCAGGCACGGAACCUCUGCCCAGUCCUCCACCCUCGGUGACACCUCCAACGACCCCGCCUGUUACUGUGCCGGACAUCAGGAAGAAGACGGGCACUGAAGCUGACCCAGCUGUCAACUGUAAAGACUUAAAAUCAGAUUUUCCAGAUUAUCCAGAUGGGCAGUACUGGCUGGAUCCCAAUGAGGGUUCAGCAGGGGACAAGUUCCAGGCCUACUGUGACCUGUCGGGAGGCGGCAGGACUUGUGUCAGCCCUGUGACUGCAACAAUUGAAGCCAAAGCGUGGGACAUCAGCGAAGCACGCUGGUUCAGCACCUGGCCUGAGGGAUUCACGAUAACCUACCCAGCCAGCCUAGUCCAAUUCAGAUUUUUACAUUUAAGAAGUAAAAGAGCCACCCAAGAAGUAACCUACACAUGUCAACGUGGUGUGGCUUACUACCACCAGAAGGGGGACCACUAUGACAAAUCUGCCCAAUUCAAGGCAUACAAUGAUGACAUAAUAACCCACGAGAGUCCCAUGCUACAAGUAGCACUAGAUGAUUGUAUGGUUGCACCCAAGAAGAGAAAGACCACCGUCAUGGAGUUGUCAACCAGGGAUGUGGAGCAGCUCCCCAUCACUGAUGUCAACCCCCAGGGCUACAAUCAGAACAAGGGUCAGGUGUUCGGCUUGGAGAUAGGUCCAGUGUGUUUUCUUUGAGGUCAAAGGUCAUGCUUGAGAAUUUCCCCAGGGACUGGAGUUACGAAAGGUCAAAGGUGUUUGGAUGGGGGGGGCUGCUGCAGACAGGUUUUCCACACUGCAGGCUAAUGAUCAUGCAUCAGUUUGAUCAUGCAUGUAACAACGUGCACGUAAUCCGAAAAAGCUUGGGGUUGGCAUGGAAAUUUCCAGCUACAGUGUUAGUGAUUGUUUUACACUCGUCACGUAAAUUUCCUGGGUAAUAUUGUCUUCCUGACUGCCCCAGGGAGUUGGCUGAAAACCCUUGACACAAGCACAGGCUCAGUUCAACAUCUCAUUACCGCUG
Molecule: messenger RNA, 5551 nt
Organism: Acanthaster planci (crown-of-thorns starfish)
Lineage: Eukaryota; Metazoa; Echinodermata; Asteroidea; Valvatida; Acanthasteridae
Molecular function (GO): extracellular matrix structural constituent
Source: RefSeq, a predicted model, not a curated record